UUUGUUUUUGCAUGAUCUCUCCAAAAUCACAUCCAUGCCCAAAUCCGAAUCUUUCUUCCUCUCCCCCAGAAAACUAUUAUUAUUAUUAUUAUUAUUUUAGUCUAAACAUAAAACAAAAGACAAUAAUUAAAAUUGAAAAUUCCUAUUUGCUCCCCUCCACCCCUUUCUCCUUCUAACUCAUUCCUCUGUUUGAUUCAGACAUGGGCACCCUUCCCGAUUCCUUCUUAUUCUCUCUGAUUUUCCUCUUCACCGUCGUCUCUCCAGCCGCCGCCGCCCUCCCCGGCGAUCCUUCACUAAACCUUUUGCUUCCUCACCCAAUUUUGUAUCGCUUCAAGGCCAUACAGGAAACUGUCUUUGAUGCUUCUCCAUCUCCCCCACCGCCGCCGUUGCCCUCUCCUCCUCCACCGGAAGACAAACCCGUCUACUCUCCGUUCCGGCCUAGCAUGGCGGUGGUUGUCGGCGUUCUCACUACCACUUUCUCUAUCACGUUCCUUCUUCUUCUCUACGCUAAGCACUGCAAGCGUGGGAAUGCGGUGGUGGUUGGGUACUCGAGAUAUCCCAAUUCGGUGAUAGGUGCUCCGAGCUUCACGACGAGGAAGAACUCCGGCAUUGACCAGGCGGUAAUUGAAUCGCUGCCGAUUUUUCGAUUUGGGUCGUUGAGCGGUCAAAAGGAAGGCCUUGAAUGCGCCGUUUGCCUCGACAAAUUCGAGCAAACGGAGAUUCUUAGACUCCUUCCGAAAUGCAAACACGCGUUCCAUGUCGAGUGUGUCGAUACUUGGCUUGAUGCCCACUCUACUUGCCCUCUCUGCCGUUACCGAGUCGACCCGGAGGACGUCUUAUUAAUCGAAGACGUCAAUAUAUUUCUCUACAACCCGGCGCCGGCACCGCCUCCGCUGCCUCCGCCGCGGGAUUCAAACUCCAAGGAUGUAGUAUUGAACUUAGAACAGGGGAGAAAAAGUGGUAAGGCUGGAUCCGGGAGAGUCUCCGGCAGACACUCAUCGGUGGGUGAGAAGCGAACCGGUGAAUCCAGUCGCCGAGAUCCGGCAUUGUUGAGACGAUCCCUCGACAGCAAGAGCAGCGAAACGGUGGCCAUCGGGUGCUUCGAUCGGCACCGGAAGGACGGGCUACUUUUGCCGGACGAGAAAACUAAUCAGAAUCAGAGCAGAUUCGAGCACCGGAUCAUAGUGUCGCCGAGGGCGCCGGUGGUGGUACAGGGGCAGCAGAGAUGGAGCGAUGUACAUGCGUCGGAUUUGCUGUAUCUACGGUCAGAAAUGAUAAUAUCUGACAGCCGCAGGUUCUCGGUAGCUUCAUUACCACCGGAAUUAAAGAGACAGCGACGGAUGGGGAUCAUGGGGAAGCAUGCCGGAAAAGGGACCGGGUUGAUGAUGGCAGACGUGUAAUAAAUAACGGUGUCAGAUUCAGAAAUCACGGACCCAACCAGCUUCUAGAACAGAGCAAACCCUCCCUCCCCCCAAAAAAAAGGGUAAAAAAACAGAGUAACCAACCCAUUCCAAUUUUCUCCACUCCACCAACCCAUCACCGUCGAAAUGUACCGGCGGACGGGGGUGCUGGCGGCGGAGAGAGGAUCGGCCAAAAGGGGAAAACAGCGGAGGGGGAGAGGGAAAAGCGGAUCUUGAAAGGGACAUGGAGGGCAAUAGAAUUAACGGGGAUGAGAAGGGGAUUCUUAGUUUUUUCUUUUUAUAUAUGUUAAAAUUAAAAAAAAAAUAGAUUUUUUUCUUUUUUGUGGGUAGGGAAAAAUAGUGUAGGAAUAACGAACCUAUAAUUUUUAUUUUUAUUUUCAUUUUGUUACAUACCAUGUUGUCCCACGUUUCAUGUUUGGCUCUAUGAUGUGCUCUUCCAAUGUUCUAUGUGAUAUGAUAUGAUAACCUUUUUUUUUCA
Molecule: messenger RNA, 1899 nt
Organism: Cucurbita moschata (crookneck pumpkin)
Lineage: Eukaryota; Viridiplantae; Streptophyta; Magnoliopsida; Cucurbitales; Cucurbitaceae
Product: RING-H2 finger protein ATL43
Exons: 2
Coding region: 201-1400 (399 amino acids)
Source: RefSeq, a predicted model, not a curated record